This is a messenger RNA of Drosophila rhopaloa, 1173 nucleotides long. Its product is annotated as LITAF domain-containing protein. Gene Ontology annotation, molecular function: zinc ion binding. The record is from RefSeq and is a predicted model, not a curated record. NCBI's taxonomy places the organism in Eukaryota, Metazoa, Arthropoda, Insecta, Diptera, Drosophilidae. The coding region runs from base 142 to 534 and encodes 130 amino acids. The transcript is spliced from 3 exons.
CUCGAACGGUCACUGUGCCACAAGAAAUUUAUUAUUAUAACGUAUACGUCGCUCUCGCUUAAAAAAUUCGAGGUAACGAUCGGUUUCGAGGAAUAUUUGUGCAGCUGCUCAUCAUUAAAGUGCAUUUACUAGCCUAACACAAUGAGUAAACCGAGCAGUGCUCCACCGCAGUUCACCUAUGUUCCGCCCCCAUCAGCUCCGCCCUCUUACCAGGAGGCUGUGGGCGGGGUGAAGCCCGUGGGUCCUUAUACACCCGUUGUGGCCCCAGCAACCACCGCGAAUACAACAAUUGUGACCACUGUGGUGCCCAUCAGCCGCACAUCGACGCACAUGAUCUGUCCAUCGUGCCACGCCGAGAUCGAGACGACCACGCGCACCGAGCCUGGAAUGAUUGCCUACUUGUCCGGAUUUUUGAUUGCCCUAUUUGGAUGUUGGCUGGGAUGUUGCCUAAUACCUUGCUGCAUCGACGACUGCAUGGAUGUCCACCACUCGUGCCCCAAUUGCCGGGCGUAUUUGGGUCGCUUCCGCCGAUAGGAUCGCAUCAUUUAGAAUCCCCUGCGGUUCCGUGGUGUAGUUAUACUUUAAGCAAGCGUUUUUGCCUUUAUUUAUUUAAUUGUAGUAAUGUCAUUUGGAUUCCACAGCGAAGGCAGAUAGAACGAGCCAUGGCUUCCCUUAAUCUAAAAUCUAACUUGCUAAAUUGUUCCGCCGUUUCCAUAUUUUGGUUUGACCACAUUUCUUAACUGUUACGUGUAUGUUUCUGCCACGCUAAAGAUAGUAAUACGUGUACAUUAAACGAUCCAGCGCUUUGCGGACAGGACAACUACUACGAGAAUUAAAUAAUAAAUUCGCUUUUCUAUGUAUUCAUAUAUGCGAGCCGCCUGAUCACGAGCACUUUGAAGUCGCUUGUUUGUCCAUAUUAUGAUAAGCAGGCCUUUAAAUAUUUGCACAAAUUGUAAAUCGAUUCAAGAUCGCACAUUGUUUCGUAAAUAAAUGGCUUAUUUAGAAUGCAGUCAAAAAGACAAAAUACAAGAUAUUUUUGUAACCAUUUGUAAAAGUCUUCUGCGAAAAUGCAUAUUGUAAGCUAUGAAAAUGAAAGCUAAUCUCUGUAAUUAUUAAUAACCAAAUCUAUAUAAUUGACUUUUAUUUUUAAAUAAAACGAAAAUUGUCACUUAA